AUGUUGUUGCCAUGGGAACUGUUAAUCCUUCUGUCACUCAAAGAGUGCCUGGCUGGUAAGAAGACAAAGAAUACACGCCACGGUCCGGUCUUUACCCAGGAGCCCAGUGACAGUGUUUUCCCCCUGAGCACUGAUGAUAAGCAGGUGUUUAUUAACUGCAAAGCAAAAGGAAACCCACCUCCUCAUUACAGGUGGAAGGUGGACGGCAGAGAAAUAGACACAGAUCGAUCCGAUCCAAACUUCAGCCUAGUCGAGGGAAACCUGUUGAUCUAUAACCCCCAUGUGAUCAACCAUGGAGGCGUGUAUCAGUGCAUCGCCACCAACACAUUUGGGACCAUUGUCAGCAGGGAGGCAAAAGUCCAGUUUGCAUUUCUGCAGAACUUCAGCAGGAAGUCGAGGAACACGGUGUCAGUGAGAGAGGGUCAAGCUGUGGUUCUGCUCUGCGGCCCUCCACCCCAUUACGGAGAGAUCAAAUAUUCAUGGAUUUUCAACGGACAACGCAGCUUCCUGCAGCAAGACGCUCGCCGCUUUGUCUCUCAGAGGACGGGCAACUUGUACAUAGCCAAAGUCGAAGCCUCGGACGCUGGGAACUACACGUGCGCGGUGAGAAACAUGAUGACCAAUGCGACAGUGCUCAGCUCCCCAACCCCGGUGGUGGUGAGGAGGGACGUGGUGAUGGGUGAAUACGAGCCAAAGAUGGAGGUUCAGUUUCCUGACGACUUACAUGUCUCUAAAGGAUCCUCUGUGAAGCUGGAGUGCUUUGCCUUAGGAAACCCCGUGCCUUCCAUCUCAUGGAGAAGAGCUGAUGGAAAUCCACUCCCUGGCAAGAUUAAAAUCAAUCACGCCAUUGGGGUUCUGGAAAUUCCGUAUUUUCGCCCGGAGGACGCCGGUGUGUAUGAGUGCGAAGCCGAAAACAGCAGAGGACGAAAUGUUGCCAGAGGGCAACUGAUAUUCCACAAUGUUGAACAUCUGCACUGGGUCCAGACACUAAAAGAUGCUCAUAUGGCCAUAGAUGCUAAUCUGCAAUGGGAAUGUAAAGCCACUGGUAAACCUAAGCCUGCAUACAGAUGGUUAAAGAAUGGUCAGCCUCUACCAGCAGAGGGGAGGAUCCAUGUGGAAGCUGGGAGACUGACCAUAUCCAGGAUUAGUCUGUUGGACUCUGGCAUGUAUCAGUGUGUGUCAGAGAACGAACAUGGAGCCGUCUACGCCAGCGCGGAGCUCAAGGUUGUAGCCUCCCCGCCUGACUUCACCCGGCGCCCCGUGAAGAAGUCCACGGUGAUCCAGAGGGGGGGCGAGGUUGUCUAUGAGUGUCGCCCCCACGCUUCCCCCAGGGCCACAAUCUCUUGGUGGAGAGGGGGCGAGCUGCUGAAGGACGGCAGGAGACAGACUAUCAUGGAGGACGGAACCCUGCGCAUCACCAACAUCUCCAAAUCUGAUGACGGCAGGUACACGUGCGUGGCCAGAAACCAGUUUGGAACCUCCAGCAGCACAGGAACACUGAUGGUGAAAGAACCCACCAAAAUCGUUGUUCCACCUUUGAGCUUGGACGCCACUGUGGGACAGAGCCUCGUGUUGCCCUGCGAGGUGUCGAGCGAUUCAUCCCUGAUCCCCGUCUUCAAGUGGUUUUUCAACGGCAAAGCCAUUGAUUUCAUCAGACAGGAGCACUUUGAAAUGAUUGGAGGGGGAUUUUCAGGUGACCUGAUGGUGAGGAACAUUCAGCUGAAGCACUCUGGGAAGUAUGUGUGCAUGGUACACACAGAAGUCGACACGGUUUCAGCAGCAGCAGACCUAAUUGUCAGAGGACCCCCGGGUGCCCCGGAGGGCCUGGUGGUGACGGACAUCACCGACAACACUGUGCAACUUUCCUGGGGCUCUGGACCUGACAACCACAGCCCUGUGACCAUGUACAUGGUGCAGGCCCGGACCUCUUUCUCUAUAGGCUGGCAGACUGUGAGAACAGUUCCUGAUUCUGUGCCUGGACAGAUGAUGCAUGCCACAGUGACGGAUCUGAACCCCUGGGUGGAUUAUGAAUUCAGGGUGGUGGCAAUCAACAGUGUUGGUGUAGGAGAACCCAGCACGCCAUCAAAACAGAUCCGAACCAAAGCCGCAGUUCCCAAGGUUGCACCAGUUAAUGUGAGCGGUGGCGGAGGAGCCCGAGGAGAACUUGUCAUCAUUUGGGAGCCAGUUCCAGAGGAACAGCAGAGCGGAGAGGACUUUGGCUAUGUGGUGGCUUUCCGCCCACUCGGCAGCAGCACCUGGAUCCAGACGGUGCUGGCAUCGCCCGAUGCAUCCCGAUAUAUUUGCAGAAACGACAGCAUCGCACCCCUGACCCUGUUUGAAGUGAAGGUGGGCGUGUACAACAGCCUGGGGGAGGGCCAGUUCAGCCGUGUUGUUCGAGUUUUUUCUGCGGAGGAGGAGCCCUCGGAGGCACCGGCAAAAGUGCGCGGCCGCGCUUUGUCAGCCACCGAGAUCGAGGUGUACUGGGAACCAGUUCCCUCGAGGGCCAGCAGGGAGAAGAUCAUUGCUUAUGAGGUUCUGUUCUGGGAGGACGGAUCUGGGCAGAGCGACGCUGACAGAGUGAAGGUUAUCAACACCACAGCACAGCUCUCUGGCUUGAAGGGCAGCACGGUCUAUCUGAUCUCAGUCAGAGCCCAGAACAGCGCUGGACUCGGACCCAGCAGCCCCGCGUUUAACGUCACCACAAAGAAACCACCUCCCAGUCAGCCCCCGGGGAAUAUCGAGUGGAGUCUGACCAACUCGAAGAUCUUUCUAAACUGGGAACAUGUCAAGGCGAUGGAAAAUGAGUCUGAGGUGACAGGAUACAAGGUUGUGUAUCGUCAGAGCUGGCAGGGCAGGACCACUGUGCUGGAAACCAAUAAGACCAGUGUGGAGCUGCAGAUCCCUUCCGGCGAGGACUACCUCAUUGAGAUCAAAGCUCUGACCAAAGGGGGUGACGGCACCAGCAGCGGCCCCAUCCGCAUACCAAAGAUGUCCAGUAAGUUCCCAGCAGCCGGCAGCAUGCAAGAUGAUCAGAGCUGGGAUUGA
Messenger RNA from Limanda limanda (common dab), 3045 nucleotides. RefSeq names its product contactin-4. Gene Ontology annotation, molecular function: protein binding. Gene Ontology annotation, biological process: cell-cell adhesion. The transcript has 21 exons. Bases 1 to 3045 code for a protein of 1014 amino acids. The record is from RefSeq and is a predicted model, not a curated record. Lineage: Eukaryota; Metazoa; Chordata; Actinopteri; Pleuronectiformes; Pleuronectidae.